AUGUCAAAUUCGGUUUCUUUUGACACAUAAAUUUUCAUAUGCAAGUGCAAGUCAUUUACAAAAAACGAAAUUUUUAAAAGUAAACUAAAAUUGAAAGAAUAAAAUUUUUUAAUGGCUAUAACAGAAGUGGAUGUAAUUAUUCCCGAAAAGGAAGAAAUUUUCGAUUUAAAAACGCAGAAAGAUGCUGCUCAUAGUUCGCUCGAAGAUUUAGAUAUUGAAGAUUUGUACGUUCGCUAUAAGAAACUGCAAAAAACAUUAGAAUUUUUAGAGGUGCAAGAAGAAUACAUAAAAGAUGAGCAAAGAAAUCUAAAGAAGGAAUAUUUACACGCCCAGGAAGAAGUAAAGCGUAUUCAAUCUGUUCCAUUAGUAAUAGGACAAUUUCUAGAAGCUGUUGAUCAAAAUACAGGAAUAGUGGGAUCAACUACAGGGUCAAAUUACUAUGUAAGGAUACUUUCAACGAUCGACCGAGAGCUGUUAAAACCUUCGGCGUCAGUAGCACUACAUAAACACAGCAACGCAUUAGUCGACGUUUUACCACCAGAAGCUGAUAGCUCUAUAUCAAUGUUGCAACCUGAUGAAAAACCAGAUGUUGGGUAUGCUGAUAUUGGUGGAAUGGAUAUGCAAAAACAAGAAAUAAGGGAAGCCGUUGAACUUCCCUUAACACACUUUGAACUUUAUAAACAGAUAGGUAUAGAUCCACCACGGGGAGUUUUAAUGUAUGGCCCACCUGGAUGCGGAAAAACUAUGCUUGCAAAAGCAGUUGCGCAUCAUACUACAGCAUCCUUUAUUCGCGUUGUUGGUUCAGAAUUUGUUCAGAAAUAUUUAGGUGAAGGACCCCGUAUGGUACGUGACGUAUUUCGAUUGGCAAAAGAAAACGCUCCAGCGAUCAUAUUCAUUGAUGAAAUUGACGCUAUCGCAACUAAACGGUUUGAUGCUCAAACAGGAGCUGACAGAGAAGUUCAACGUAUUUUAUUAGAGCUUUUGAAUCAAAUGGAUGGAUUCGAUCAAACGACCAAUGUGAAAGUCAUUAUGGCUACAAAUCGUGCAGAUACUUUAGAUCCUGCUUUAUUACGUCCUGGACGUUUGGAUAGAAAAAUUGAAUUCCCCUUACCAGACAGAAGACAAAAACGUUUGAUUUUCUCAACAAUUACAUCAAAAAUGAAUUUAAGUGAAGAUGUAGACUUAGAAGACUUCGUUGCUCGUCCCGAUAAAAUUUCAGGAGCCGAUAUUAAUGCUAUUUGUCAAGAAGCUGGUAUGCAUGCGGUUAGAGAAAACCGGUAUAUUGUUUUAGCUAAAGACUUUGAAAAAGGUUAUAAAAAUAAUAUAAAGAAAGAUGAACAAGAACACGAGUUCUAUAAAUAAAUAUUUAAAUUUCGUAUUAUGAGUUGAUUUUUAUAUCCAUGAGUGUAACAAAUUUUGAAGUUAAAUACAAUAUACUUAAUAUA
This is a messenger RNA of Condylostylus longicornis, 1445 nucleotides long. Its product is annotated as 26S proteasome regulatory subunit 6B. The record is from RefSeq and is a predicted model, not a curated record. The coding region runs from base 112 to 1362 and encodes 416 amino acids. Gene Ontology annotation, biological process: proteasome-mediated ubiquitin-dependent protein catabolic process. The transcript has 3 exons. Lineage: Eukaryota; Metazoa; Arthropoda; Insecta; Diptera; Dolichopodidae. Gene Ontology annotation, molecular function: ATP hydrolysis activity; proteasome-activating activity; ATP binding. Gene Ontology annotation, cellular component: proteasome regulatory particle, base subcomplex.